AUGUCUUCGUCUUCAGCCUCAAAAACUACAUUGAAUGAUAAACAAAGAGCAUCUGUAAUCACAUAUAAAGACCAAAAUCCAUAUGCUAGCAAUAUCGAUCUUGUCAAUUGGAUAAAAGCUACAUACCAACUAAAUGUACAUCCAAGUACAGUUUCCCGUUUACUAAAAAGAAAAGAAAGUAUUAUCAGCGAUUCUUCAGUCAAAAGACACAGAGCGGUUCAACAUCCAAACUUGGAAAAUGCACUAUACGAAUGGGUUAUACAAAUGCAGACAAGAGUAAUAUUAACUGAUGCGAUUCUGAUACAGAAGGCCAAAGACUUUGCACAAAU
This is a messenger RNA of Acaulospora morrowiae, 329 nucleotides long. The record is from the annotation of a GenBank genome assembly. NCBI's taxonomy places the organism in Eukaryota, Fungi, Glomeromycota, Glomeromycetes, Diversisporales, Acaulosporaceae.